Papaver somniferum (opium poppy) is the source of this 3126-nucleotide messenger RNA. RefSeq names its product la-related protein 1B-like. NCBI's taxonomy places the organism in Eukaryota, Viridiplantae, Streptophyta, Magnoliopsida, Ranunculales, Papaveraceae. The record is from RefSeq and is a predicted model, not a curated record. Gene Ontology annotation, molecular function: RNA binding. The transcript is spliced from 6 exons. The coding region runs from base 487 to 2406 and encodes 639 amino acids.
UAGAGAAGAGAGAGUUUGUUUUCUUUUUUCUCACGAGAGCAAAUCAGAACAAGAAAUCUUCUUCUUCACUCUUUUAUUAAGAAAAAAAAUAAAGGAGAAUAAAAUUAAAAAAGUGAGAGCGACCCAGUGAGGAAACAGAAAGCCACCGGAGAGAAGAGAGAUUAUCAUUCAUUCAUUCUCUCUUUUCUAGUAUUCGACGACUCUUAUUAUUAGGGUUUUUGAAGUGAUCGUUUCAUCGGAGAUCCAAUUUUCUUAAUUUCUUAGAGAUCCCAAUCAGCAUUAGAAUUAGUAGAUAUUAUUAAUCAGCAUCUCAUUAGGAUUUCUAUCAAUCAAUCACUAAUUAUUUUUCAUUCAUUCAUUAAUUUUUUUUCCUCUUUUAACCUAAUUUUUUUUGGGUUAUUUAUUUAUUGUUUGGAUUCUAUAUAAGAAAAAAAAUAUUCCUCUUUUUACAAAGAAUUGGUGUUUUCUGAUUAGAAACUCUUAAGCAUGGUAACCACCGCCACCACAACAUCCAAUAGUAUCCAUUCAUCAUCAACUUCUAAUGGUUUGAGUAAUAAUGCAAAUAUGAAUAGCAGCAUUAAUAAUCGUAAUGCUUCUGCCGCCGCUGGUGCUAGAGUGACGGGUUUAUCAGCAACAUCUUCAGUAUGGGCGAAUAUAGUUAAAGGUGAACCUAACGUGGUUGUGGCUGCUCCUCCGCCUACUUCUUCUCCCAAGAAAGCCUCCUCCUCCUCCUCUUCUGUCUCUCAGGUAAAUCAGAAAAUUGACUCUUCUGCUACUGCUAGUGUUGCUGAUGAUUCUAACACUACUGAUGUGAAAUCUGCAUCUACAUCCUCAUCAAAAUCCUCUUGUAAUCAUAAUGAUAACAAUAUCAAUUGUACCUCCGAUGGUGCGACAAUAAUGGGGGUUACGGAGAAGGAACCAUCUGGUAGCCCUUCCUCUCAUACUGCUUCUGAUUCUGUUGUUGCUGACACCAAUGCUGCCGCCCCUGCGGCAUCGACUCCUUCAACUACUACUGCUUCUGUAAAGAAGCCUGCGGCAGCAGCGUGGAAGAAGCCUUCUUUUAAUGGAACCACUACUGCUAAUGCUGAAGCUGGACUUGUUAUUGGUGAUGCGUUCUCUUGGCCUGCUCUCUCAGAAUUAGCUAGUAAUAAUGUUAGGGGCUCAGCAAAGUCUCCUUCGCCCUCUCCUACGCCCUCUUACUCUCCUUCUCCCUUGGAUUCUUCCUUGAAACCUCUGUCACUCUCACAGGUCUCUCAUGUUGCAACUUCUUCUUCACAAACGCAAAAACAAAGUACUAAUCAUGCAAACCAUAAUCCCACUGCCAAUCAUGCAUCUACUAAUCGUCAGAGAUCUACAAAGCGUGGUACUAAUACCACUAGUAAUAGUAGUGCUGGUGCAUUAGUGAAUGGUGGGUUACCAUCACAAUCGCAAUCUUCAUCAGCUGGGGCAUCAGUUGAGAAGCCCCAGAAGAAUUCUUCUGGAACACCAGCUUCUACAGUUCCCGAUCCUUCAGUGAAGGACUCUUCACACAAGAUGAAUAAUUUGGAAAGAGGAUCAAAGGGAAGAGGUGGAUUUGCACCCCAACCAGAUCAAAGUUCCCAGCAGCAUAAUUCCUCCUUCAGGAGGGGAAGUGGAGGACCCCAUCCUCGUGGAGAUGGGCAUGGUUCGUACCGUCAAAAUCAAAACCAUAUGGGAAGGCGAGAACAUGAUCACCGUGACUGGAAUUCUCAUCGCAGCUUUAAUGGUAGAGAUGCUCAACAGCAUCAGCAGAUGCAUCCGAGAAUGGUGAACCCAAGAAACAACUACAUUAGACCUCCUCCUGGUAAUGUUAAUGGUGCAUUUAUUCCUCCCCCUCAGCCUGUUCCUCUACGACCCUUCGGGAAUGCAUUGGGAUAUCCUGAUAUGCCGUCUCCAGUUUAUUUUGUUCCUGACCCUCUAAGGGGUGUACCCUUCCUUCCAGCUGCUCCACUCCCUAUGUUUUUUCCUGGCGCAGACCCUAAUUUAUACUCCACAAUAGCGAAACAAAUAGAAUACUACUUCAGCUCAGUAAAUCUAUGCAAAGAUAUUUACUUGCGGCAAAACAUGGAUGAACAAGGCUGGGUUCCUGUUUCUUUAAUAGCAGGCUUCCACCGAGUUGAGCAAUUAAUGAAAGGAAUUCCAAACAGUAUUCAGUUUAUAUUGGAUGCAGUGAGAGCAUCAACAGUCGUAGAGACUAAGGGUGAUAUGAUAAGGAAGCGCAAUGACUGGAUGAAUUGGAUCUUGCCUCCGACAGCAACAACUAAUUUCGCUCCUAUUCCUGUGCCUCAGUUGGCAGGUGUACCAAAAAGUGGCAACUCCGCAAACUCGGAUAUGAACAACCAUUUGCAUAGUUCCAAUGGGGAGGGGACAAGUGAAGGUACUCUUUGAGCAGUUUCUACUAUCCAAAAGCAUAACCCAGAGUGUGUUAUGCUAGGGUAGUUUUCUAUCCUGAUAAAUGUUUUGGUUGGAUAAGGCGAAAGAACUGAGAAUGGGUGAAGAACGCACUUACAUAAAGCAUUGCAUUGUUGUUCGUUGUUUAUCAAAAAAACGAAAAAAGAAAAUAAAGAAAGAAAGUAGGAAAAAGGACACCGAAAGGCAAUAUAGUCUUAUGGGGUAGUACUGUUUGGUCAUGGAGUUGGAUGCAUUUGUUUUUUGUGGCUCAGUUAUUGCUGAUGGUGUUUACUUAUGUCAUGGGCUGAGUAGCAAAUUUUGAAGUUACUCCCCUAUCAACCUGUUGGCUAUGUUUACUUUUGAGUCACAUUAACUGCACUAGAGGUAGAAGAGUUGCUAUGGAAGCGUUUUUGAAAGAUCGGUGGAAUGAUACAGUUUGGUCGGUUCUACUGGAUACUGCUGCUGCAACUGCACUCGCCACUACUCAUAUUUUUGUCCUUGGUUUGUUUUAUUUUACUUUUUCUCUUGUUUCAUAUAUAAUAUUUAGUCAUACAUUCAUACACAUAUACCUUUUCUUCAAGACUCAUUGAAGAUUUCAGUGCAUAAAGUUAUGCAGGUAGAACUUUUUGAUAUGUUUUAAGUUGACAACUAUCUAGUGAUCUAUCUGCAUUUCGUCGUAAUUGUUUUGAAAUUAUAGAAUCUCAUGCUUUACAAUUA